AUGCCAUACCGAGUGCAGAUCAGAUUCGUAUAACAACAUCUUUGAAAAGCCAAAGAGGAUCAGUGUGGACAAAAAACAAGUCAAUAUUUGAAUAUUGGGAAGUUGAAGUGACCUUUCGAGUUACAGGAAGAGGCCGCAUUGGAGCUGACGGAUUGGCAGUCUGGUUUACAGAAGAGCAAGGCUUGGAAGGUCCUGUUUUCGGGGCAGCUGAUAAAUGGAACGGUGUUGGAAUUUUCUUCGAUUCAUUUGACAAUGAUGGAAAGAAAAACAAUCCUGGAGUGAUUGUUGUAGGCAACAAUGGAAAACUUCUGUAUGACCAUCAGAAUGAUGGUUCCACGCAAGCAUUGGCAUUCUGUCAGAGGGACUUUCGUAACAAGCCCUAUCCUGUUCGAGUAAAGAUAACAUACUACCUAAAAACGUUGACUGUAUUAAUUAAUAAUGGCUUUACUCCGGAUAAAGAAGACUAUGAAUUUUGUGCGAAAGUGGAAGACAUGGUGUUGCCAUCACAAGGAUAUUUUGGAAUAUCUGCAGCAACAGGGGGACUUGCAGAUGAUCAUGAUGUCCUGUCUUUUCUGACCUUCCAGUUGACUGAGCCUGGGAAGGAAGUAAGUGAUGCAGAAAUUCCUCAGCAAGAUAAAGAGAAGUAUCAAGAAGAAUUUGAACACUUUCAACAAGAAUUGGAUAAAAAGAAAGAAGAAUUUCAAAAGGAACAUCCUGAUGUGCAAGGGCAGCCAGCGGAUGAUCUUUUUGAAACUGUAAGUGAUCGUGAACUGAGGCAAAUCUUUGAGGGGCAGAAUCGAAUUCAUCUUGAAAUCAAACAGCUUAAUAGGCAAUUGGACAUGAUUGUGGAUGAGCAGAGGAGAUACGUCUCUGCAGUCACAGAUGAGAUUGCUAAAAGAGCAGCUGCUUUUCCAGGUCAACAAGGACAGGUUUCCCAGCAAGAGAUUGAGACAGUUGUGAAAACUCAAGAAGAGGUCAUUAGACAAGUAAAUGAAAUAAGAAAUUCCAUGGCUGAUACUCUGAGGUUGAUCAGUGGAGCUCAACAUCCUGGCUCUGCUGCAGGAGCCUAUGAAACGACUCAGCACUUCAAUGACAUCAAAGAACACCUUCAUGUAGUAAAGAGGGACAUUGAGCAUUUAGUACAACGAAAUAUGCCAUCUAGUGAGAAAUCGAAGUGUCCGGACUUGCCACCGUUUCCAUCAUGCGUAUCUACAGUGCACUUCUUCAUAUUUGUAGCGGUGCAAACAGUGUUAUUCAUUGGUUAUAUCAUGUAUAGGAGUCAACAAGAAGCAGCAGCCAAAAAGUUCUUUUGAUGACCUGUUCCUUUUGUGUGUACAUAACAGCAGUAUGUAUGCACAGAAAAUUAUACUCUUCUGUAAAUGAGGGAAAUUUGAGUGUUUGAUAUAUUUCAAUAUUGUAAAUUAUUGCAUUUUGUUAAACAAAAUGAGUUCUCAUUUAAACUGGUAAUGCUAAAGUUAAAAACAGACUGGGGAGCAGCAGAGCAAAUGCUAGAUAGUGGAAGACUGCAGACCCUAUCUAGGUCUAUGUUUUCAGCUAACUUUCUCAUAAAUACUGGAAGGCAAAUGCCGUAUUCCUCUUCUUUUAUUAAGAUUCCAGAGGAGGGAAUUGAAACACCCAGGUUUUGUGGUUGUU
This is a messenger RNA of Opisthocomus hoazin, 1653 nucleotides long. NCBI's taxonomy places the organism in Eukaryota, Metazoa, Chordata, Aves, Opisthocomiformes, Opisthocomidae. The record is from RefSeq and is a predicted model, not a curated record.